AGUUCAACGAGAAACAUGCCCGCUGCUUUUUUAAACACCGCCACUCAGAAAGCACUUCCAAGGUACGAUGCUGCAACCUUCCCACUCACUAGAAUAAAUUUAGCCUGUGGUUACUACCAGUCUCCUCACCUUUCAACACUCCCCACUAUCACCACCAUGGCACCAUCAGCUCAUGACCCUCUUCUUCCUCCUCAUCCUUCCAUCAAGAAGCCCUCGCCGUAUUCCAAGACCAUCUUCUUGUUACUACUGUCCAUAGCUUCUCUCAUCUCCCUCGCCGCUCUCUUUUUCUCUUACAAACACACCGCCUCCACCACUGCCCCCACCGUGAACUUCUCCCACCUCUGCUCUCGCUCCCCUGACCAAGCUUCUUGCAACGUCGCCGUCUCGAGCGCGGUCGCUGCUCUCUCGGCCCAGUCCAAAACCCGUCCUGUCCCGGCCCAAGUGCUCCUCACCAUCAUCCAACAAUCUAUUCGUGAAAUAGAUGCCACCGUCUCUGAGCUCACCACUAUCCACCGUUCGGCGAAUGAUCGACGGCUGCGAUCCUCCCUCGCUGAUUGCGUCCACCUCAUGGGCCUGUCGCGUGACCGCCUGGUCGACUCCGCUGCCGCCGUGUCGUGCGGUGCCCACGCCGAUGCCCAGACGUGGCUUAGCGCUGCGCUGACCAACCAUGUCACGUGCUCCGACGGCCUCGACGGGCCGUUGAGCCGUUCCGUAGUUAAGGCCUAUCUAGAGCCCCUAACGGCGUUAGCGAGCGCCUCCCUCGCCGUUAUCACCACCAUGAACCCGCACGAAUUAGACAAAGUUACACGCCUCACGAGAAAGAUCCCAUUUCCAGAAUGGGUAACUGCGAGGGAUCGGAAGCUUCUAGAAGCAGCUUCUGUAGGGAGUGGGAUGACGGCGAACGUGACGGUGGCGGCUGACGGGAGUGGGGACUUCGGAACGGUGCAGGAAGCUGUGAACUCAGCACCCAACAAGGGGAAGGCGCGGUAUGUGAUUUACGUGAAGGCCGGCACGUAUGAGGAGAACGUGGCCGUGGGGAAGUCGAAGACGAAUGUAAUGAUCGUCGGCGACGGCAUGAAUUCGACGGUGAUCACCGGGAGCCUCAACGUCGUCGAUGGGUCCACCACUUUCAACUCUGCUACCUUAGCUGCGGUGGCCGAUGGUUUCAUUCUGCAAGACAUCUGCGUCGAGAAUACGGCGGGACCUGAGAAACACCAGGCGGUGGCACUCCGUGUUGGGGCCGACAGGUCCGUGAUAAACCGCUGCCGUGUAGACGGCUACCAGGACACCCUCUACGCGCACUCCCUCCGCCAAUUUUACCGUGACAGCCUCAUAUCCGGCACAGUCGACUUCAUCUUCGGCAAUGCUGCGGUGGUCAUUCAAAACUGCGACAUUGUUGCUCGCCUUCCCUUGUCCAAACAGGAAAACACGAUCACGGCCCAGGGGCGGACCGACCCGAACCAAAACACGGCCACCUCCAUCCAGAGUUGCAAGGUCGUGCCAGGGGCCGACCUCGUGCCGGCGGAGUCGGCAACACCGACGUUCCUCGGCCGGCCCUGGAAGCAGUACUCGAGAACGGUGUUCAUGCAAUCGUACAUCGAUAAUCACGUGGAUCCUGCGGGUUGGUUGGAGUGGGACGGAGAUUUCGCACUGAAUACGCUGUACUACGGGGAGUACGCCAACAAGGGCCCAGGUGCGGGGACUGCCGGGCGCGUCAACUGGACGGGGUAUCAUGUGAUCACCGACCCGAGCGUGGCGGCGGAGUUCACCGUGGCGCAGCUGAUACAAGGGGGGGCUUGGCUGACCUCUGCUGGAGUUGCAUUCACCGAGGGCUUAUGAAUUUGAUAGGCUAUGGAAGAUUUUAGAGCAUGUAAUAAUAGAUAAAUGUUGCGAAUGAUAUACAUUGCACCUAUUCUAGGAUGCGGUGGUCUUUUCUAAUUAUAUUGAUAUGACUAGUAAAAAAUUUUCUAUCUUAAGAUAGAUGAGAUGUAUAUCAUACUCAUCUUUGGUAGUGUAUUUGUAACAUUGCCCUAAAGGUGCGUUUGGUUCGCGCUAUCUUUUAAAGAUUCUUAGUAAUCCAAUGGGAAUAAAAAA
This is a messenger RNA of Ananas comosus (pineapple), 2094 nucleotides long. RefSeq names its product pectinesterase-like. The coding region runs from base 16 to 1839 and encodes 607 amino acids. The transcript is spliced from 2 exons. Gene Ontology annotation, molecular function: pectinesterase inhibitor activity; pectinesterase activity. Gene Ontology annotation, biological process: cell wall modification. The record is from RefSeq and is a predicted model, not a curated record. NCBI's taxonomy places the organism in Eukaryota, Viridiplantae, Streptophyta, Magnoliopsida, Poales, Bromeliaceae.